Messenger RNA from Corylus avellana, 980 nucleotides. The record is from RefSeq and is a predicted model, not a curated record. Lineage: Eukaryota; Viridiplantae; Streptophyta; Magnoliopsida; Fagales; Betulaceae.
CUCUGCUCGGCUCCCAGCUCCCUCCAUUGCCACGCACCAUGUCACCCUCCUCAUCUCUUCUUCUAAACCCCCAAACCCCUCCCAAACUCUUCCCUCUCUUCCCCACACACCUACCUCCCCUUUCCCUCUCAUGCCCCAAAUCUACGAUAAAGUUCCGUUGUAAACUCCACUCCCAUCCACUCUCUCUUCCCUCCCUCCAAAACGACGACGUCGAGGACAUCGUCAUUGGCGACUGCCUCGUCUUCGAAGAAGGCGCAUUCGAGGACCCCUUACUCCAACAAGACGUUGUUUCUGAGACCCCCAUUCCCGCUAAGCCAAACAAACACAAGCACAAGAAACCCAUCCCGGAAAUCGAGCCCGAGAACCUAAUCCCGGACCAGUGGCACCAAAUCCAGGCGGAGAUCAACAUCACCAAGAAAGAACGGCGCAGGAUCGCUCAAAAAUUGGAGUUCGGCAGCAAAGUGGAGAAGAGGAAGAAGGGAUACGAGCCCAUUAGGAACGUGAAUUUGAAGGAGUAUUUGGAGUUGAAACAGGCCAAGUUGGCGCAGGUAAAGCCGCUCGUGCUCGAUAACCCGUCGCGGUUUCCGGUAAAGGAGGAUAAAGAAGGUGAAGUGAACGCGUCGAGUCAGCGAGUGGUGCCCAAGAACCCCAGGUGGGCAGUGUACGGUAGGGGCUUGGAGGACGUGACGGAGUUCUUCAACAGUGGGAAUUACGAGCCCGGUGAAAAUAAAGCCUCUGAAGGCCGUCGUAAGUUGUUUACUAAGGAGGAAAAGUUUCUGCUGACUAGGAAGAAACCUGAUGUGGCAGCUGCUACCUCUGAAAAGUGGCUACCUUUGCAUACUCUUGCUGCAUCAGGAGAGUUCUACCUCAUGGAUGUUUUAUUGAAGCAUAAUGUUGAUAUCAAUGCUGCAGAUAAGGAUGGUUGGACUGCUCUUCACAAAGCAAUAAUUGGAAAAAAGCAGGCUAUUACAAACUAUCUU